GGAGCACCUGGCAAAGGUCGCUUGGGCCUACGCCAAGGUCGGCAUUCCCGAUGAGCGCCUCUUCGAGCAGCUCUCCGCCGCCACACUCGCCUUGCUGGCACCGUACCUAAAGCGAGUGGAGGACGCCGCCGCCGCCGCGCCGUCGCACAGCAGCGCCGCAGCCGUCGCCGCCGCCAUCGUCGCUGGCGGCCGGGCGCCACUGGACGCCGUCGCCGUCAGCAACCUCGUCUGGGCGUUCGUAAGGACGCAACAGGCUCAUCCUGAGCUCUUGGCGGCACUGGCAUCUGUAGCAGCGCCGUACAAGGGGCUGUACGACAAUGAUCAGUUGGCGUUACUGGCUCGUUCGUACGCGGCGAUUGGGCAUUACGACGAGGCGUUAUGCGCUGCGUUCUCAAUGGUCGCCUGCCGGCGUCUGCGCCACCUGAGCGGCCCGCAGCUGAGCGGCCUGCUGGGCGCACUGGCGCGACUGGGCCACCGGGACGAGCAGCUGGCGGGCGCGGGGGCGGGGCUGGCGAGGGCGCUGGCGCAGCGGGGCAGGGAGGGACAGCUGGGCGCGCAGGAGGCCUGCGAGCUGCUCUGGGCAGUAGCCCAGCUAGGCCUAGACCCCGGCAGCCCCGGCUCCUCCUCCUCAGGUGCCCCGGCAGUUCUAGGCCUCAUCGAUGCCUCCAACGAAAGCCCUUCCGCAGCGGCACCUUUCAGCCGCCGCCGCGCCGCCGCUGGCGUUCAUCCCGACCUAUCCCCCACUAUAGCCCUGGCAGCAGCGCUGCGGGGCCGAUGCGGGGAGCUGCCGCCCGGGGACCUAGCCCGGGCCCUAUGGGCGCUGUCGGUGGUGCUGCCGCCGCAUCUGCCGCCGGCGAGGGCAGUGUACGGCAGAGGCGGAGGCGGCGGUUGGGGCGAGGUACGGCAGUUGGUACGGGAGCUGACGCGGCAGUUGGGCGGGCACCCUGUGGAGAGCUACAGCAGGGAGG
Astrephomene gubernaculifera is the source of this 968-nucleotide messenger RNA. The record is from the annotation of a GenBank genome assembly. Lineage: Eukaryota; Viridiplantae; Chlorophyta; Chlorophyceae; Chlamydomonadales; Astrephomenaceae.